Rotaria socialis is the source of this 777-nucleotide messenger RNA. The record is from the annotation of a GenBank genome assembly. NCBI's taxonomy places the organism in Eukaryota, Metazoa, Rotifera, Eurotatoria, Philodinida, Philodinidae.
AUGGUACAUGAAAGAGUGCAUCACUUCAUUAACAGGAAUGGUUCUAUUUCUUUUGUUCACAACAAUGAAGCGGAAGAAGAAAUAUAUAUAAUACAGAGCAGUCAAGUCCGUGCAAUAUAUCGAAAAAGCAAUUUAAUUGAAGCUUCUGGUGGUGAAACAGCAAUUUCAAACAACGAAGAAUUGACCUAUAUUAAAAAUAUUUCGGCUGCUUCUUAUUUAAAAACAGUUCAAAGUCCUCGUGUUUUAUCUUACAUGCAAAUAGCUUUAAUAUCGAUUUACCUAGUUGAAUAUGCUGUUGUACUAGUCAAAGCAUAUCCAUACAUUGAAGGUUCAUUCAAUGGAAUAUUCUACCAUGAAGAAACAGAAAAAAAUCUUAAAAAAUUUCUAUUACACAUUAAUGAAGAACAGAAUUAUUGUUAUUAUUGUGUCAGUAAUUAUACUACUUUUGCAAAAUUACGAGAACUAGUUGAUAGGCAAGAUAGGAACAUUCUUUAUUUGGAACGAUUAAGAAUAGUUCGAAUUUGUUUCAAUGUGGUGAAUGUAACAAAUUUAGUUAUAGUAUACAUGAUGUUUGGUGGACCAAAAACAAUUGCUAUAGCCACAAUGUUAAGCGCUGUACUCACAUUUGCCACGCUGUAUGUUGAACAUAAACGGAACCAAAUUAUCUGUGAUUCAUUUAUAGUGAUAAUAUUUUCCAUUAUUAUUGGGAAGUGUAUAUACACAUUGAACUGUAUCAGGGAUAAACUAAUCAUGGCAUCAUCAACAAGAGAACAAUAA